AUGGAGUGCGGAAAGAGGUUUAAUCGGAGUGAAACACUUAGAAUCCAUCAUCGAACUCACACAGGGGAAAAACCAUUUAAAUGUAUGGAGUGUGGAAAGAGCUUCAGUGAGAGUGGAACACUUAGAAUUCAUCAACGGAUUCACACAGGGGAGAAACCAUAUAAAUGUAAGGAGUGUGGAAAGAGCUUCACUGAUAAUAGAACACUUCUAAAACAUCAACGAAUUCACACAGGGGAGAAACCAUAUAAAUGUACAGAGUGUGGAAAGAGCUUCACUUAUAAUAGAACACUUAAAACACACCAACGGAUUCACAUGGAAGAAACCAUGUAA
Podarcis lilfordi (Lilford's wall lizard) is the source of this 330-nucleotide messenger RNA. Lineage: Eukaryota; Metazoa; Chordata; Lepidosauria; Squamata; Lacertidae. The record is from the annotation of a GenBank genome assembly.